Molecule: messenger RNA, 2713 nt
Organism: Bombus pascuorum
Lineage: Eukaryota; Metazoa; Arthropoda; Insecta; Hymenoptera; Apidae
Gene: RnrL
Product: ribonucleoside-diphosphate reductase large subunit
Exons: 11
Coding region: 126-2591 (821 amino acids)
Biological process (GO): deoxyribonucleotide biosynthetic process; DNA replication
Cellular component (GO): ribonucleoside-diphosphate reductase complex
Molecular function (GO): ATP binding; ribonucleoside-diphosphate reductase activity, thioredoxin disulfide as acceptor
Source: RefSeq, a predicted model, not a curated record
CUUUACUUCCGAUUCGCGCCAAAAGCCGGUAACGACGACACCAUAAACUAAUCCAACUACUUUACAGGACAAGUAGUUUAAUAAUUAUUUUUAUCUCUUAAUCGUAAACUAAUUGUGAUCUUAAAAUGGUUGGAAAAGGAAAGAUGUAUGUGAUAAAACGCGAUGGACGUAAAGAAGAUGUUCAUUUUGACAAAAUAACAUCCAGGAUUCAAAAGUUAUGUUACAAUUUAGAUAUGGAUUAUGUGGAUCCUUCUGCAAUUACUUUCCGUGUUAUCAGUGGUUUAUAUUCAGGUGUAACCACUGUUGAAUUAGACAAUCUUGCAGCUGAAACAGCCGCAACUAUGACUACUAAACAUCCAGAUUAUGCAAUAUUAGCUGCAAGAAUUGCAAUAUCUAAUCUUCAUAAAGAAACAAAGAAAAGUUUUAGUGAAGUAAUACAUAGCUUAUAUAAUGUAAAGGAACAUUAUACAAAUGAAGUUAGACCUGUUAUUAAUGAGAAAUAUUACAAUAUCAUACAAAAUAAUGCAAAUAAGUUAAAUUCUGCAAUAAUUUAUGAUAGAGACUUUAGUUAUAAUUACUUUGGUUUUAAGACACUUGAAAGAAGUUAUUUAUUAAAAAUACAAGGGAAAGUUGUUGAAAGACCACAACACAUGUUAAUGAGAGUUGCAGUUGCCAUCCAUGGUGAAGAUAUUGAUAAAGCUAUAGAAACUUACAAUUUUUUAUCAGAACGUUAUUUUACACAUGCAUCUCCAUCACUUUUCUUUGCCUGUACUAAGCAUCAGCAAAUGUCUAGUUGUUUCUUACUAACAAUGAGUGAUGAUAGCAUAGAUGGAAUUUAUGAUACAUUAAAAAGAUGUGCACUUAUUAGCAAAUCAGCUGGUGGUAUUGGACUUAAUGUACAUUGUAUUCGAGCAAGGGGCACGCCAAUAGCUGGUACACUUGGUGUAUCUAAUGGUUUAAUUCCAAUGCUCAGAGUAUACAAUAAUACAGCUCGAUAUGUUGAUCAAGGAGGAAAUAAAAGACCAGGAGCAUUUGCUAUAUAUUUAGAACCGUGGCAUGCAGAUAUCUUUGAAUUUUUAGAUCUUAAAAAGAAUAUUGGUAAAGAAGAAAAUAGAGCAAGAGAAUUAUUCUAUGCUUUAUGGAUACCUGAUCUUUUUAUGAAACGAGUUUUGGAUAAUGGUGUAUGGUCUUUAAUGUGUCCACAUGAAUCUCCUGGUCUACCUGAUGUUUGGGGCGAUGAAUUUGAAGCUCUCUAUACGCGAUAUGAGAAUGAGAAAAGAUAUAAACGUCAGAUUCAAGCGAGAGAUUUAUGGACAGCUAUUCUUAUUUCUCAAGUUGAAACAGGAACUCCUUACAUGCUUUAUAAAGAUCAUUGUAAUCGUAAAUCAAAUCAUCAAAAUUUAGGGACAAUCAAAAGCAGUAAUUUGUGUACAGAAAUCGUACAAUAUUCCAGUCCAGAUGAAAUCGCUGUAUGCAAUUUAGCUUCAAUCGCAGUGAAUAUGUUUGUAAACUCCAGUAAUCAGACAUUUGAUUUUGAAAAACUGCGAAAAGUAACAAAAAUUGUUACUUGUAAUUUAGACAAAAUUAUCGAUGUUAAUUAUUAUCCGGUUCCUGAAGCAAAAACAUCAAAUUUUAAACAUAGGCCUAUAGGGAUUGGAAUUCAGGGUCUUGCAGAUGCAUUCCUUUUAAUGCGAUAUCCGUUUGAAAGUGAAGAAGCACAAAAACUUAAUAUCCAAAUAUUUGAGACACUAUAUUAUAGUGCAUUAGAGGCUAGCUGUGAACUUGCUGCAGAGAAAGGUACAUAUGAAACCUAUCAAGGUAGUCCAGUUAGCAAAGGAAUUUUACAAUAUGAUAUGUGGAAUGUUACUCCAACUGAUUUAUGGAACUGGACAAUUCUGAAAGAAAAAAUUGCUAAACAUGGAGUUAGAAAUUCUUUAUUAAUCGCCCCUAUGCCAACGGCAUCUACUGCACAAAUCUUAGGAAAUAAUGAAUCUAUAGAACCAUAUACCAGUAAUAUUUAUGCAAGAAGAGUUUUGUCUGGAGAGUUUCAAGUCGUAAAUCCUCAUUUAUUACGAGAUCUGACUGAAAGAGAUCUUUGGGAUGAGAAUAUGAAAAAUGAAAUUAUAGCAAAUAAUGGUUCUGUACAGAAUAUUGAACGUAUACCAAAUGAUUUAAAAAUGCUUUAUAAAACCGUUUGGGAAAUACCACAGAAGGUAAUCUUAAAAAUGGCAGCAGAUCGUGGUGCAUUUAUAGAUCAGUCACAGUCAAUGAAUGUUCAUAUGGCUAAACCAACAACAGAAAAACUGACUUCAAUGCAUUUUUAUGGCUGGAAGAUGGGUUUAAAGACUGGUAUGUAUUAUUUAAGAACGAAACCAGCAGUAAAUGCCCUUCAAUUCACGGUUGAUAAAUCAAAAUUACGAAAUACAAUCAGUACUACUUCUAAUCAAUCUGUUAAUUCUGAAUGUAAUAAUGAUGAGGAACUUAAUUCUUCGGAAAAUAAAUGGUUACAAAAUCAGAGUAGCGAAAACAUAGAAGCUGUAUUCGCAUGCUCUCGUGAAAAUGGAGAUGCGUGCAUGGCCUGUGGAUCAUAGAAAUAAAUUUUUAUAAUUUUAUAAGUUUUGUAUACGGUUAUGAGUAUUAUAUAUAUUUAAGCAUAUUCUUUGUAAUACUAUAUAAUUUUGAAAAAUUCUAAAAUAAAGUUAUUUACCCUUGA